Suillus subalutaceus is the source of this 880-nucleotide messenger RNA. RefSeq lists its product as uncharacterized. The coding region runs from base 87 to 656 and encodes 189 amino acids. The record is from RefSeq and is a predicted model, not a curated record. The transcript is spliced from 4 exons. Lineage: Eukaryota; Fungi; Basidiomycota; Agaricomycetes; Boletales; Suillaceae.
CGGCAGAAGGCGCAGUGUUAAAAUACUCGCGAGCGCGUGAACAUUUGAACUCGGACUCACAGGCUACAUCAUCACGGGCUGGAGAGAUGACUGACUUGACAUUUUGUUACAUUCACAUGACUGAGCAUGAUCUGAAAGUGCUCGAUACCAUCGACAGUCCAGAAUAUAUCUCUGGCGAAUUAUCAGAUGACGAACUUGACAUACCAGCACACAUGAUUCCACCGAAUCCCGACGAUUCUGACAUACUGCCGUCUCAGGUGCAUCCUUCAUAUCCCUACGGGAAUCCGACAAAUAUCAAGCAUCCAGCCUCAAGACCGAGACCACCAUAUGACCCAACUUCUCGGGCGCUAUUCGAGGAUAUGGGCUAUGGCGGAGGGGGCGUCAAUGGCUCUUUACGCUGGAGAGACCUUGCUUUGGACCGACUAUUACCCGUCAACGAAGAGAAAGAAGAGAUGAAGAGAGCAGCCGAGGCAAGAAAGAUGGCCAAUGGUGCCACGAGCCAACCACAGCAGCAGCAGCAGCAGCAACCGCCACCUCAAGCAGGAACUGGUGAUCAAACUAUCGACGAAGAAGACGAGGAGGAAGAAGACAGUGCAGAGCAUGAUGAGAACGAUGUGGACGAAGACAAUGUGGAAGAUGAGGAUGAUGAUAUGUAACUACGGAACUACAGAGACACUGCUCAACCUCUAAGACUCAUCGCAGCGACGAGUGCAUCGCCUGUAUCACUUAAUAACAAAUUUUUGGCAUCCCCUUCUUGUUCGAUGACCCACUCGUAGGCUUCCAGCAAAAGCAUAUCCGUCAAAGGAACGAAAUGGUCCGCGAAGACACGGAUGAUGUUACUAACACGCGAGAUUGCAGCGCGUGUAGCAUUGUCAAUGUC